GACGACUGCGACAGUUUGACUGGAGGUUCGGGUUCGGGAUGUGGGCGCGGUGGCUGGUCCGGUGCGGGGGUUCGGGGCUCGGAGUGAGGGCUUCCAGGGAUGGGUUGCUUCGGCUCUCGGGGUGUUCGGGGAAGAGGCAGCAGCUCCGGCAGGCUUCUGGAGCAGAGGGAGCGUUAAAGAAGACGCCUCUGUUCGACUUCCACAAAGCACAGGGGGGGAAGAUGGUGGAGUUUGCCGGGUGGAGCAUGCCGGUGCAGUACAAGGACAGUCACAUCGUGUCACACAUGCACACCAGAGAACAGUGCUCCAUCUUCGACGUCAGUCACAUGCUGCAGACCAAAGUUCAUGGAAAAGACAGAGUAAAGUUCAUGGAGUCUCUGGUUGUUGCCGACAUUUCUGAGCUUCAGGACAACCAGGGAACGCUGUCCCUCUUCACCAACAACAAAGGUGGGAUCAUAGAUGAUCUCAUAGUCACCAAAACCGACCAGGGCUACCUCUAUGUUGUCUCCAACGCCGGCUGUGCCGACAAGGACUCUGCUCUCAUGAAGGCAAAGCUGGCUGAGUACAAAGCUGCGGGGUUUGAUGUCGAUCUGGAGUUUCUUGAAGAGGCGCUGAUCGCUGUCCAAGGCCCUACAAUGGCCCGGGUGCUCCAGCAGGGGAUGACAGACGACCUCAGUAAGCUGACCUUCAUGACCUCUACAUUGGCUACUGUCUUUGGUGUCCCGGACUGCAGGGUCACCCGCUGUGGAUACACUGGAGAGGAUGGUGUGGAGAUCUCUGUUCCUCAGUCCAGAGUGGUGGAGUUGACAGAAAAGCUUCUGGCAAACACGAGUGUGAAGCUGGCAGGUCUGGGCGCCCGAGACAGUCUGAGGCUCGAGGCUGGGCUUUGUCUCUAUGGCAACGACAUUGAUGAGACCACCACACCUGUGGAGGCCACCCUUGUUUGGACCAUAGGGAAGCGCCGACGUCAAACCAAAGGUUUUCCUGGCGCUGACAUCAUUGUACCUCAGAUCAAAGCCAAGACGGCGAGAAAGAGAGUGGGUCUGGUGUCCACUGGACCUCCUGUCAGACCACACACACCAAUACUCAGUCCAGAUGGAAAGGUCAUAGGUGAGGUGACCAGCGGCUGCCCCUCUCCGUGCCUGAAGAAGAACAUUGCCAUGGGCUACGUGGACUCGGCUUUUGCUAAGAAUGGAACUGCAAUUCAGGUGGAGGUCAGGAAGAAAGCUGUGCCUGCCACCGUCAGCAAGAUGCCAUUUGUACCCACCAACUACUACUCAGGAUAAACACUCAGCCUCACAUCACUUCAACCAUCUGGACCAAAUCAGUGUUACCAUUCUUAAAACCCUCAGUAUCGACUGAGAUAGGUGAAGAAGCUGUUGGUUUAUUUACAAUGAUGUGUGUCUUGUAUCACGAGACAAGUGAAGCGACACGCUGACAGGCUGUACAUGAGAAGAACACUGUGUUUUUUUAUCAUAACCAAACAAAAACAGUGGUUGUAUUUGGCCUCUUUCAUUUGAACGCCUCUUGUGUGUGACGCACUAAUAACAAAUAAUGAUAAAUCAUUUUCUAACUUGCUGGUAUAAUGAAGUUUUCUCAUGUGCACUACCUGAUAAUUAUAUAUGUGAUCAAGUCUUGCACUGCUUGAAAAUGUGAGCUGUUGAUUUUCAAUAAUGAUAUUUUUUCCUGACAAUGACUGCUGAUGAAAUCUGUAUUUUUAACACUGUGAGUCCUAGUUUUGUCAUAGCUUUCUCCAGAUUUCUCUUGACUGCUGUGUGUUUGAUACUGUAUUGUUUUCAAGAGCAUUUUAAAAAGUAGUUAUUUUGGCAUUGAAUUGAA
Synchiropus splendidus (mandarinfish) is the source of this 1839-nucleotide messenger RNA. RefSeq names its product aminomethyltransferase (gene amt). The transcript has 9 exons. Gene Ontology annotation, molecular function: protein binding; aminomethyltransferase activity. Gene Ontology annotation, biological process: glycine catabolic process. The record is from RefSeq and is a predicted model, not a curated record. Gene Ontology annotation, cellular component: mitochondrion. The coding region runs from base 39 to 1286 and encodes 415 amino acids. NCBI's taxonomy places the organism in Eukaryota, Metazoa, Chordata, Actinopteri, Syngnathiformes, Callionymidae.